GGGCUCUAUUAUUUUAGCAUCCCGGGCAGCAGGUUUCUGCUAAGUUUGGAGUUACCGGCCACCAAGACUGUAUGCCUGCGUCCCUUAGGUAAUACCUUUCCACCGACCCAGGGACUCUGAAACACAAGGAGUCUGCAUGUCUAGGCAGUAGACAUGCUCAGCUUUGUGGAUACACGGAUUUUGUUGCUGCUCGCAGUAACUUCAUGCCUAGCAACAAGUCAAUAUGUAAAUGAGGCAAGGCAAGGACAGAAGGGUCCCAGAGGAGACAAAGGGACACGAGGAGAAAGGGGUCCACCAGGCCCACCAGGUAGAGAUGGUGAAGAUGGUCCACCAGGCCCUCCAGGGCCCCCUGGUCCUCCCGGUCUUGGCGGAAACUUUGCUGCUCAAUAUGAUCAAUCUAAAUCAGCUGACUUUGGCCCAGGACCAAUGGGACUUAUGGGACCCAGAGGCCCUCCUGGAAUAACUGGACCCCCUGGUCCUUCCGGCCAUGUUGGACAUGCUGGUGAACCUGGUGAACCCGGUCAAACAGGUCCCCAAGGUGCUCGAGGUCCCACUGGUCCUCCUGGGAAGCCUGGUGAAGAUGGUCAUCCUGGGAAACCUGGCAGAUCUGGUGAGAGGGGUGUUCCUGGACCUCAGGGUGCUCGUGGAUUUCCUGGAACUCCUGGUCUUCCUGGUUUCAAAGGAAUAAGGGGACAUAAUGGUUUGGAUGGUCGCAAAGGAGAACCUGGUGCUCCUGGUAACAAGGGUGAACCUGGUGCCCCUGGAGAAAAUGGUACCCCAGGACAAGCUGGUGCUCGUGGUCUUCCUGGUGAAAGGGGAAGAGUUGGUGCUCCUGGAUCAGUUGGUGCUCGUGGCAGUGAUGGAAGCGUUGGCCCUGCUGGCCCUGCGGGUCCCAUUGGUGGUGCUGGACCUUCUGGAUUCCCAGGUGCUCCUGGUCCCAAGGGUGAAAUUGGAUCUGCUGGUAGCCCUGGCCCAUCUGGUCCCGCUGGUCCACGUGGUGAGGUUGGUCUCCCUGGUGCUUCUGGUCCUGUUGGCCCCCCAGGUAACCCUGGUGCCAACGGCAUUAAUGGUGCUAAAGGUGCAGCUGGUCUUCCCGGUGUGGCUGGUGCUCCUGGCCUGCCAGGUGGCCGUGGUAUCCCUGGUCCAGCUGGUGCAGCUGGUGCUUCUGGUCCUAGAGGACUUGCUGGUGAGCCUGGACUUCCUGGACCCAAGGGAGAAACUGGUAACAAGGGUGAACCUGGUGCUGCUGGCCCUGCUGGCCCUGCUGGCCCAAGUGGUGAGGAAGGCAAGAGGGGUAACAACGGUGAACCUGGAUCUGCUGGCCCAUCCGGCCCAGCAGGUUUAAGAGGUGUUCCUGGAUCUCGUGGUCUCCCUGGACCUGAUGGCAGAGCUGGAGUUACAGGUGCUGCUGGUAAUCGUGGUGCUUCUGGCCCUGCUGGUACAAGAGGUUCCAAUGGUGAUUCUGGUCGCCCCGGUGAACCUGGUCUCAUGGGUACAAGAGGUCUCCCUGGUCAGUCUGGAAGCCCAGGCCCUGCUGGCAAGGAAGGUCCUGUUGGUCUUCCUGGUCCUGAUGGUCGAACUGGUCCAGUUGGUCCAGCUGGUUCAAGAGGUGAACCUGGCAUCAUAGGAUUCCCUGGACCCAAGGGCCCCAAUGGUGAACCUGGCAAACCUGGUGACAGAGGCCAUGUUGGUCUUGCUGGCCCUCGGGGUGCUCCUGGUCCUGAUGGAAACAAUGGUGCUCAAGGACCACCUGGUGUUGUUGGUAAUUCUGGUUCCAAAGGUGAAACUGGUCCAGCUGGUAGUCCUGGCUUCCAAGGUCUUCCAGGUCCCUCGGGUGCAGUUGGUGAAGCUGGCAAACCAGGGGAAAGAGGUCUUCAUGGUGAAUUUGGGCUCCCUGGUCCUGCUGGUGUGAGAGGUGAACGUGGCCCUCCAGGUGAAAGUGGUCCUGUUGGUCCUGUAGGUUCCAUUGGAAGCCGUGGCCCAUCUGGUCCACCAGGGCCUGAUGGUAGCAAGGGUGAACUUGGUGCUGCUGGUGCUGCUGGUGCCCCAGGCCCAUCUGGUCCUAGUGGAAUCCCAGGAGAAAGAGGCAUUGCUGGUGGUCCAGGAGGCAAAGGUGAAAAGGGCCCAACAGGAUUCAGAGGUGAACCAGGAGCAACUGGAAGAGAUGGUGCACGUGGUGCUCCUGGAGCCGUUGGUGCCCCUGGUCCUGCUGGAGCUGCUGGUGAAAGGGGUGAAGCUGGUCCUUCUGGCAAUGCUGGCCCCGCUGGCCCUCGUGGAAUACCUGGUGAACGUGGUGAGACUGGUCCUGCCGGCCCUCCUGGAUUUGCUGGCCCACCUGGUGCAGCUGGUCAGUCUGGUGCUAAAGGUGAAAGAGGUCAGAGAGGCCCUAAAGGUGAUGGAGGCCCUCAGGGUGCCAUUGGUGCUGUUGGGAAUGCCGGCCCUGCUGGUCCAGUUGGUCCACCAGGUCCUGCUGGAGGUCGUGGUGAUGGUGGUCCACCUGGUGUUACUGGUUUCCCUGGUGCUGCAGGCAGAGUUGGACCGCCAGGCCCUGCUGGUAUCACUGGCCCACCUGGUCCUACUGGUCCAGCUGGCAAGGAAGGUAUUAGAGGCCCACGUGGUGACACUGGACCAGUUGGCCGUACUGGAGAAUCUGGACCUGUUGGACCUCCUGGUUUUGCUGGAGAGAAAGGCCCAAGUGGAGAAGGUGGUGCCGCUGGUCCUCCUGGUUCCCCAGGUCCUCAAGGUCUUCUCGGAGCAGUUGGCAACCUUGGUUUGCCUGGUUCUAGGGGAGAGCGUGGUCUCCCAGGUAUUGCUGGAGCAUUGGGUGAGCCUGGACCUGUUGGCGUUUCUGGUCCCCCAGGUGCCCGUGGCCCUUCUGGCCCCAUUGGUUCCCCUGGUGUGAACGGUGCUGCUGGUGAAGCUGGACGUGAUGGAAAUCCUGGCAGUGAUGGUCCUCCAGGCCGUGAUGGUGUUCCUGGUUACAAGGGAGAACGUGGUGCUCCUGGCAGCCCUGGGCCUUCUGGUACUCUUGGUGCUCCUGGCCCCCAUGGUGCUGUCGGUCCUGCUGGCAGACCUGGAAAUCGUGGUGAAGCCGGUCCUGUCGGUCCAGUUGGCUCCGUUGGCCCAGCUGGAGCAAGAGGUCCUGCUGGCCCACAAGGUUCACGUGGUGAGAAAGGUGGUCCAGGCGACAAGGGACCUAGGGGAUUACCUGGACUUAAAGGACAUAAUGGACUUCAGGGGCUGCCUGGCAUUGCUGGUCAUCAUGGAGAACAAGGUUCACCUGGUUCUACUGGUCCUUCUGGCCCAAGGGGCCCUCCUGGUCCUUCUGGUCCUUCUGGCAAAGACGGCCGCAGUGGUCUUCCUGGACCUGUUGGACCUGCUGGUGUGCGUGGUUCUCAGGGCAGCCAAGGACCCUCUGGUCCGCCUGGUCCUCCUGGUCUUCCUGGCCCACCUGGCGUCAACGGUGGUGGAUACGAAGUUGGCUUUGAUGCAGAAUACUUCCGGGCUGAUCAGCCUUCCCUCAGACCCAAGGACUACGAAGUUGAUGCCACGCUGAAAACAUUGAACAACCAAAUUGAGACUCUCCUGACCCCUGAAGGCUCUAAGAAAAAUCCAGCUCGUACCUGCCGUGACUUAAGACUCAGUCACCCAGAAUGGUCUAGCGGCUUCUACUGGAUUGAUCCUAACCAAGGCUGCACCAUGGAUGCCAUUAGAGUGUACUGUGAUUUCUCUACUGGUGAGACGUGCAUCCAUUCUAAUCCAGAGAAUAUCCCAACUAAGAACUGGUACACUAGCAGGAAUCCUGCAGAGAAGAAGCACAUAUGGUUUGGAGAAGUUAUCAAUGGCGGUACUCAGUUUGAAUAUAAUGAGGAAGGUGUGACUGCCAAGGACAUGGCCACCCAACUUGCCUUCAUGCGGCUGCUGGCUAAUCAUGCCUCCCAGAACAUCACUUACCACUGCAAGAACAGUGUUGCCUACAUGGAUGCAGAAACAGGAAACCUUAAGAAGUCAGUGAUAUUGCAGGGAUCCAACGAUGUUGAACUACGAUCUGAAGGCAACAGCAGGUUCACUUACAGUGUUCUUGAAGACGGCUGCUCUACAAAGACCAAUCAAUGGGGCAAAACAAUUAUUGAAUACAGAACAAAUAAGCCAUCUCGCUUGCCCAUCCUGGACAUUGCACCUUUGGACAUUGGUGGCGCUGACCAAGAAUUCGGUUUGGACAUUGGCCCAGUCUGUUUCAAAUGAAUGAACUCAAAUUAACUUAAAAUGAAAAAAAAAUCUUUCUUUGCCAUUUCCUUUUUUUAUACUGAAAGCUGACUCCUUCCAUUUCUUCUGUUCAUCUACUUGCUUAAACUCUGGGCGAAAGAGAAAGGAGAAGGAUUUAAGGAACGUUGUGCAAUGCAAUUUAAUACAGCCCCCAAAUGGAAUCGGAAGUCUUUUCAAGAUUUUAACACCUUAUUGUGGAAAAUGUCAGCCUUUGUGUAAAAAUCAAAAAAACAAAAAACAAAAACCAAUAAAAAAUCCUGAAAGUCUGCACCACUUGUGGCCUUUGAAUAUCUUCCACAGAGGAAGUUUAAAACCACAACUUCCAAAAAGGUUUGAACUACCUCAUACACUUCAAGCCAAGUGUGAUCCACAUCCUUAUACAUGCUAUCUGAGGUGCUUUUGAUCCAUUCAUAAUCAAAAGGUGCUGAUUUCAAUAUUAUAGAGCAUAUUGCCAAUACUUGAAUUUUAAUGGUGCUAGAGUCAUUUGAAAACCACUUUUCUGUAUUAAGUUGUAUUGUUUCUUUGGAAUCUGUCUCAAAAUAAAGUCAGAAUGUCCCAUCUCAACCCCCCAGACUAAGCAUGUGGAUCAUUUCUACCCCACUCCCAUCUUCAUCCUCCUCUUCAACAUCAGGUGUUCGUGCUUUUCAAUUUCAUUUUCAUCCUUUACAAUGGGCAGAAAAGGAAUCAACGUUUCUCAAAAAAAAUGUACCUAUUUUGUAUAUGUGAGAUGUUUAAAUAAAUUGUGAAAAAAUUGAAAUAAAGCAUGUCCAGUGUUCCAAAAGAAA
This is a messenger RNA of Heteronotia binoei (common prickly gecko), 5051 nucleotides long. RefSeq names its product collagen type I alpha 2 chain (gene COL1A2). The transcript has 52 exons. The record is from RefSeq and is a predicted model, not a curated record. Bases 154 to 4245 code for a protein of 1363 amino acids. Lineage: Eukaryota; Metazoa; Chordata; Lepidosauria; Squamata; Gekkonidae. Gene Ontology annotation, molecular function: extracellular matrix structural constituent.